AUGAAGGCUCUUCAAAGUUAUCUCUAUACAUCUCUCUUCGUGGGAACUUCCCUCGCAGCCCGAGGAGGCCACUGUCCCCCUCUAGGCCCUGUCCUUCCUCCUCCCCUCAACCCAAGCACACACUCCUCCGUCAAAACCGCCCUCAACAACAUCCAAGACCUCUUUGACACUGCAACAUCCGAGCUUGUAAACUCGUCAGUUGCAGUAGCCAUCAAAUCCACCAACGAAGAUGACUUCAUGUUUGAAUUCGCCAGCACACCUCCCAACGUUGACCCUCGUGGCGUUGACGAGGUAGAUUCAGAUACUGUCUUUCGUAUGGCCAGUCUGUCCAAGGUCUUUCCCGUUCUUGCGCUGUUGAAGUUACAUAAAGUCAACUUUGAUGAUCCGGUGACAAAGUACUUGCCUGAGCUUAGGAAGUUGAGUAAGAGUGCCAGGAAGAGGGACGCUGUUUGGGAGGUGGACUGGGAUGAGAUUACUAUUGGAGCUUUGGCUUCACAUAUCAGUGGCGUUCCAGCUGACCUGGCUACUGAUGCCGAACCAUACGGUGACUGGACGCAGCUCGGAUUCCCUAAGCCUGAUCCUUCCAGGAGCCUCAACUGCUCAGGGAUUCUAGGUAUUCCAGAAUGCACAAAGAAAGACUUCUAUGAACGAUUCGGUGAAAGACCUCCUAUCUACGCCCCCUUCGAAUCAAACCCAGUUUAUUCAAACACCGGCUGGGCUUUGAUGGGUUUCAUUAUCGAAAAGGUCAGCGGUAUGCCGUCUGGCGAUUUCAUCAAGAAACACAUCUGGGAUCCUGUAGGUAUGGACCAUACAUAUGGUGAGAAGCCUGAUGAUGCUUUGGGUUUCAUUCCUCCUGGUGAUUUGUGGUGGAACGCCACCCUUGGCUAUGGCGACCCUGCUGGAGUUUACUAUUCCUCCUUGAACGAUAUCAUGGCUUUUGGCGAUGCUAUACUGAGCUACAAGCUCUUGAGCCCAGCGCAAACCAGGAAAUGGAUGAAACCGGCUACCAGUACCUCAUCAAGAGGCGUUCUUUUGGGUGAACCCUGGGAGAUUCACCGCUCCAACAACGUCACAAAAGAUGGUCGAAUGAUCGAAUUUUAUACCAAAGCUGGCGACAUCACCACCUACCAUUCACUCAUGAUCCUGGUCCCAGACUACAAUAUUACUAUCGCCCUCUUCGACGCCGGUCCAAUCGACGAGAUUGGCGGCUCAAACCUUCAGGUCUGGUUUUCAAACAUUGUCCAGGAACUUCUUCCUGCUCUUGAACAAGCUGGCAAGGAUGAAGCAGAAAAGAAGUACGGCGGUACAUACUCCGACGCUGAGACUGAAUCAUCUAUUACCCUUUCAGUGGACGAUGAACCAGGUUUCAAAGUCACAAACUGGACAGCCAACGGCGUUGAUAUCGCAAAAACAUACCUAAGUUUCGCCCUACCACCACAGUUUCCCACUCCAGAAGGACUCAUUCGUUUCCGGUUGUACCCUACAGGUCUUAAAACUGACACUGAGACUUCGUGGCGAGUCUCGGCUACAGCGGGUACAGAGGAAGAUGUAGCUGCGGCAGAUUCUAUCUUUGCUUGGCCUGAUGCAAGUUGUGUCACCUGGGCAUCGAUGGAUAGAAUUGUCUAUCAGCUUUUGGCUCAGGAUCACUUCGUGUUUACAGAGAGUGGGAAGGGCAGUGAAAGACGUGCUGAGCAGCUUGAACUUGUUGGGUAUAGGGUUAACUUGACAAGGGAGGAUUGA
Molecule: messenger RNA, 1740 nt
Organism: Fusarium coffeatum
Lineage: Eukaryota; Fungi; Ascomycota; Sordariomycetes; Hypocreales; Nectriaceae
Exons: 4
Coding region: 1-1740 (579 amino acids)
Source: RefSeq, a predicted model, not a curated record